CUUAAAAGGCAUGAUGAUGAUUACAAGAAUUUUAGUUUAUUUAGUGAUAGCUAGUUUCUAUCAGUGUACAUUGUCACAUCAUUUGAGGCACCAUAAUAAUGCCGGUAAUCUACAAAUAUUAUCAGACAUAUCCGAAGAUAUUGCCUCACAGAAAAAUAGGAGAAGUGUAGAGCCUGAAUAUUAUAACAGAAAUAGUUCAGAUUCUGAUAAAGACAAGAUUCCAUAUAGUUAUAAGAAGUUGGACAAGAUGAUGAAGAAAGCUAUUCUCCAGAUUAUUCUUGGCGAUUUGCAUCCAGCCGAUAUGCUGCUCCUAAAAGCGUUAAAUUAUACAAUGGAGGAGGUAAUGGCAAUUCGCGAGCAUGAGUUGAGUAAGGCGAAGGAAGAAGAACAAUUUGAGACGCGAAAGAAGAAACAAAAGGAGCAAGAGCUAUUGAGUGCCAAAUACCAGACUGCGAUUCAUCACAGGUCAUCUCUGCAUCAACGCAAGAAAACGAAUCGAGAAAGCAACUUUGAAACUUAUAACAGUCAAGCAGUAUAUGAUUAUGAAAAUGGACCUACAGCAAUAGCGACGUCAUCUUCAAAGUUGGAUUACGAGGAGUCUAUGGUUACGAAUGAUAAGAAUAAGGUCAGUUCUAUAACAGAAGAGAGUUUCAGGCAAAACUUCGAUAGAGCCAUGGAGCCACACGUGGUCUUUAAGAUAAGAUACGACGAUUCGGAAUUCGAUUCAGGAUCUGAUGAAAAGUCUAGGAUAACUUUAAAAAAUCAUCGGGUUAAAACAAUUUUAAAAAUUGAUAAAGCUAAAUCUGGUGCAAUGAACUUUCGAAUUUCUGAAACUAAUAAUGAAUGUACGAGUACUGCUGAUACUGCCGCCUCCGCUGCUGCUGCCGCCGCAACUGUUGUUUUAGAUACAAAUUAUGAAUUGGACGGGUCAGUCGGGUCAAGCAAACAUUUCGAAGACUAUAGUAGACAAACCAUUUUCGAUUAUGAAAAUCUUGUACACAAUGAGAAAUUGAACGGAGAUGAAGGUGCAAAUGAUAUCAAAGAUCGCCCAGUAGUGAUGAAAAAGAGAGAAAGAGAUUUCGUUAGCCAUGAAAAAUCGAAAACAACACUAAAUAGCUCAAGGCUAGAGUAUAUGGAACAACGCAAUGAAUCUGCAACCACUGUGAAUAGCAUCAAAAACGAAAAAAGUGAAGGAGAAAAAGCAACAACAGUUAGGAUGCGGACUAGCGAGUACGAGGGUCUCGAAUGGGUUGGGGGUGACGUUUACAGGGUCAUGCCCGAAGCAAUGGAAGCACUUUUAAAUUAUGAGGACGAAGCAGCUAUGAGUACUGCUACUACGGAUUACGAAAUCAGGGGGGGUGAUGAGGAAAAUUUACGACAAACUUCGUAUUUAUCGUUGAGUGAUCUCAUGAAUGAUACCUUCGAGUAUCAAAAUGAUGAAUCAUCGAUUUAUGCAUCCAAUGAAACUUCUGCAGAAAAUCAGAAUCUAACAUCCUAUCAUCGAUUAACCCUGGCUCAACGGCGAGAUCAAGGGCAAAAAGCGAUCGAGGACAUUAAAUUACGAGUAUUAGCCAUGACAGGAAGGUUUAAUCUCACUUCGAGCAAUAACCAAGUACAGCGAGAGAGACUUACAAUGUUCUCUCCUGUUUGUCAAAUGCCUCGAAAUGCCGAUGCAGAAGCUUGGGUCGAUCCGUUCUCUAUGAACAUGCACUUCCAGUUGAAUCUAACUUCCGGUGAGCACGUGUUAGCCGCGAAAUUGAGACUAUUCAAGUUGCCUCAAGAUACUUUCACAUUGCCAAGUAGUAGUACUUACGAAGAAGAGGAAGAGGACGAGAAGAAAAUUAGAGUAUCGGUUUACUUCUACACGAAAUCGUUGAAAAAGCACAGAGCGAAAAAGCGGCUGAUGGAUUCCAUUGUGACGCCGUUGACAUCUCAGGGCAGUCACUUAGCUCUGGAUGUGCGGCAAGGGUUACGUUUCUGGAGGCCAAACGCUCAACACGGCCACACCAGCAACAGCAACCACGGCCUCGUCGUACAACUCGAGGAUCAGGACGGCAGGCCACUUAAACCCGCUAUGUAUAUUCAAGAGCCCUCGUGUCAAUCUUCGAGUGCCGAUUCCGAAACCGAUGAGAAGGCAUACCAGCACAUCCCUGCCCUUUUCAUCCGAGCCUGUACUCGUUACGUUCGCAUCUUAAAUGGCAAAGUCGAAAUGUAUGUUCAAUGUAGACCAUCCCAGAGGCACUAAUAUCCCAUCGUAAUAUCUACUUUCGAGCGAAAUACUGUCUAAAAAAUGUUAAAAAUUUCUUUAGGAACUUCAUACAUGAAAUUAUCAUUUACGAAGAAAUCAAAUUGGAAAGAAUUAAAU
Ceratosolen solmsi marchali is the source of this 2365-nucleotide messenger RNA. RefSeq lists its product as uncharacterized. The record is from RefSeq and is a predicted model, not a curated record. NCBI's taxonomy places the organism in Eukaryota, Metazoa, Arthropoda, Insecta, Hymenoptera, Agaonidae. The transcript has 5 exons. Bases 11 to 2245 code for a protein of 744 amino acids.